AUGAUUGGAACACAACCACAACCGCCUGUGAUGCCGGCCCAACGCUACGGCACCUCACGCAUGGGUUUCCCCUCAACACCCCGCAGUGAGCGGCCGGACUUUCGCGAGGGAAGUUCACUGCGGGAGUACGAUCGCCACGGCCGUAUUGUGGGAACAUUUCGCUGCGGCCGGCUAUUGGGCCGUGGUGGUUUUGCGAAGUGUUACGAUGUGGAGCGUGAUGGGGAGUCGUACGCACUGAAGGUGAUUGACCGCGCCAUUUUGCAGAAGACAAAGACCCUGCAGAAGUUACAUUCGGAGAUUUCUAUUCAUCGUCGCAUGAAGCAUAAGAACAUUGUGAACUUCAUUCGCACCUUUCAGGAUGAUUGGAAUGUAUACAUACUGUUAGAGAAGUGCAGUAAUCAGACCUUAAUGGAGAUUUCUAAACGUCGAGCACGAUUCACUGUUCCAGAGACUCAAUAUAUUAUGUUACAAUCACUUGCUGCUAUUCAAUACAUGCAUGAUCAGUCUGUAAUUCACCGUGAUCUAAAGUUGGGAAAUAUGAUGAUGGAUGCUGAUAUGAAUGUAAAGAUUGGAGAUUUUGGUCUCGCUGCGGAGUUACAGUAUGAGGGCGAACGAAAACGUACUAUUUGUGGAACUCCAAAUUACAUUGCACCUGAAAUUAUUGACGGUGCACAUGAAGGUCACAGUUAUGAAGUGGAUAUUUGGUCACUAGGUGUUAUUCUCUAUACACUACUCGUUGGAGAGCCGCCUUUUCAGACAUCAGAUGUCAAGGCAACUUAUCGCCGCAUCAAACAAUGUCGAUAUGAGUUUCCACCGCGUGUGGAUAUACCGGAUAGUGGGAAGGAACUCAUUCACCGCAUUCUACAGAGCCGUCCGGAUCACCGACCGACACUCAUUGAAAUUCGCAGUCACCCCUUCUUUCGUAGUCCAGUCCCACCACUUACCGCACCACUCUCAUUAUUUCCCACCUCCGCACGUCACCGCAUGCAGGGAAGCAGCGAACAACAACAAGAACAACAACAACAACAACAAAAAGAACAAGAACUACAACAACAAAAGUUGCAGAAAUUAAGGGGAAUGGAAAUGGUUGGAUGUACACCUGUUACAACUGUCCCACCGGCACGGCGUGAGGUCCUACGUCCACUCAGUGCUAACACUAUUGGAUCAACUCGCCAACCGGUGCAGAGUGAGUCCCCGCAGCAGAUGGCUUUACACACCGGUGUGCCUUCCAACAGUAAUAAGAAUUAUUACUAUCCACAGCGUACCAACAAUAAUAACAUCAAUGGACCCUCCACAGUAACACCGACACCGCGUGCAGAGACAGCACGUCAACAAGGGCGUACGCAACCACAGGUAUCACCACCAACACCACCACCACCACCGCCGCAACAACAACAAAUGUCAUCACAGCCUGUAGAGGAGAAUGAAGAAAAUGCGGCUGCUACUCGUGUGCCACAUUAUCAGCUGGAUGAGGAAGAGAAGAAUCAACUUACCGCACUGCACGAUCAUCUACAUCAAACACUCCUAGAAGUGGCUGAACCUCGUGUACGCGAGACGCAACCACCAUUGUACGCAGCAGGAAUAGCUGCAGAAGAAGAUGAGGAUUCACCUUCAGCCUUUCCUCUUCCUUCUGUGUGGGUUACAGACUUCGCUGACUUUUCUGCCAAGUAUGGAUUGUGCUACCGACUAAGCACUGGACACACCGGUGUACACUUCAAUGACUCUACAAAGAUGGUAUGGGAACCCAUCACAGGCCGUGUUGAGUAUUACGCACGUGUUAAGGAGGUUGUUACGCGCAGUAAUAAUAACAAUGUUGUACAUGCAAGAGAUCAACUACAGUCAUUUCAUAUGGAGUCCUUCCCUGAGAGUCUUAAUAAGAAGGUUACACUGAUCAAGUAUUUUAAAUCAUACUUGUCGCGUGCUCGCAGUGUGCGAGAAGGAGUGGAAGUAGUGCGAUGCUCACCCUACAUGAAUCAUACACCAUCGCUUCUUAGCGAUCCACAUAUGAUUGAAGAUAUUGUAUAUGUGAAGCGUUGGUUGCUAACACCACAGGCAAUGAUAUUCCGUCUGUCUAACAAAACCAUUCAAGUCUGUUUCCACGACAAGGCAGAGGUGAUUCUCAGUUCUGAGUCACGUGUAGUGACAUACACAGAUGCUGCUGGUCACCGUGUUACCAUGUCGCUGGCGUCUGUGGCAUCACGUUCAAAGGAAGUCGCUGCACGUCUGCGAUACACAAAGGAUAUUCUCUGUGAACUUAUUCAGAACCGUGAGCUUUAG
This is a messenger RNA of Trypanosoma theileri, 2277 nucleotides long. RefSeq names its product protein kinase. Gene Ontology annotation, cellular component: spindle pole; nucleus; centrosome. NCBI's taxonomy places the organism in Eukaryota, Euglenozoa, Kinetoplastea, Trypanosomatida, Trypanosomatidae. Gene Ontology annotation, molecular function: ATP binding; protein binding; protein kinase activity. The record is from RefSeq and is a predicted model, not a curated record. Gene Ontology annotation, biological process: mitotic cell cycle; protein phosphorylation; regulation of cytokinesis. The transcript has a single exon. The coding region runs from base 1 to 2277 and encodes 758 amino acids.